UUGAUUUGGUGGUAUUAGUAUUGGUAAGACCAAAAGGGAGAUCUCACUGCUAUUUAAAGUCUCAAAUCCACAUGUUAUAGAGCAUACCUACUAAUUAUUGCAAUACUGGAGAAAGCCUUGACAUUUUUUCUCUCAACACUCUUUUUUCUUAUGGCUAGUUCAGUCAUGACCAAAACCAACAUUACCACUGAUCAAUUAGCUCUUCUAUCCUUAAAAUCCCAAAGUAUUUCAGACCCCUUUCAUUUAUUGGAUGAAAGCUGGACUCACGUUAGGUUCGUUUGCCAGUGGGUUGGAGUCACUUGUGGUUCUCGUCACCAAUGAGUGAAGUCCUUGAAUCUUUCCAACAUGGAUCUUUCAGGAAGGAUUCCCCCUGAUCUUGGAAACCUCUCAUUUCUUGUUUCUUUCGACUUGGAAAGCAACAAUUUCCAUGGAAAUUUGCCUCAAGAAAUGACGUGCUUGCGUCGGCUUAAGUUUCUUGAUUUAAGUUUCAACAACUUCAGCGGGAAGGUUCCUUGGUUUAGAUUUUUACACCAAGUUCAUGUUCUAAGUCUUAGGAAUAAUAGUUUCACCGGCUCCCUUCCCUCUUCAAUUUUUAAUAUUUCAACGCUUGAAAUGUUGAAUUUGGCAUUCAAUUCCUUAGAAGGUCAUAUCCCUGUAUCUCUCUCAUAUGCCUCAAGGUUGCAGAUGUUAGAAUUAUCUUAUAAUUCAAUUAAAGGAGACAUUCCAGAUGGGAUCGGCAAUCUUCCCAACAUGAACUGGUUGUCCAUACAACAUAAUCAACUUACGGGUUCUAUAUCAUUCACAGUUUUAAAUAUUUCUAGGAUCGAAAUCAUUGCAUUUACAGGCAAUAGCUUAUCAGGAAAUCUCCCCAAUGGUUUAUGCAAUGGUUUCCCAAUACUCAAAGAGCUUUAUCUAUCCGGAAACAAGCUUUUUGGUCAUAUGCCAACAAGCUUGCCAAAUUGUUCACAACAUCAAGUAUUGUCUUUAUCAAAAAAUGAGUUUGAUCGACCAAUACAUUGUGAAAUUGGAAGAUUGAGUAACUUACAGCAAUUGUAUCUCGGAGCUAACCAUUUCCAGGGAUAAUUCCACAAGAAAUUGGAAAUCUUGCUAAUUUGAUUUGAGUUAUCGAUGGAGGGAAACCAGAUAACCGGUUCAGUCCCAAUCUCCAUAUUCAAUAUCUCGAUGCUGCAAGUUUUGUCACUGGGGGAACAAUCUUAAUGGUUUCUUACCACAAGAUAUUGGCAACUUAACCAAGAUGCAAUUUUUAUAUCUUCAAGAAAAUAGGUUUAACGGUAUGUAAUCAAGGUUAUAGGAAGAGGUACAAAUUGUGGUAGUUAACCCACUAGUAUUCCUUUUUGUCCUUGUGUUGACUGGUGAAAUACCUAACGAGAUAAGCAAUCUCGUUGUGUUGGAGAAACUUAAUCUUCAAUUUAAUAGUUUUAGUGGUUCACUUGAAAUGGAGACCUUCAACAUAUCAGGGCUGAGAGUGAUUUCUCUUUCACACAAUAAUCUAUCAGGAAGCCUCCCGCCAAACAUGGGUUCUAUCUUACCCAACAUUGAAGAACUUAAUCUGGGGAGCUUAUCCAAUCUUGUUGGAACUAUUCCUCAUUCCAUCUCCAAUUGUUCAGAACUUACUAUUCUAGAGCUUUCUAACAACCAACUCACUGGCUUGAUUCCCAAUUCUAUUGGAUAUUUGGCUUAUCUACAGUAUCUAAAUUUAGCACUAAACAAUUUAACCAGUGAAUCAUCAUUAAGCUUCUUGAAUUUCUUAACCAAUUGCAGAAAUUUAACAACUCUUUCUCUAACUUUGAACCCUCUAAACGGCAUGCUUUCAGUUUCCACGGGGAACCUUUCCACCUCUCUUAGAAAUUUGUACGCCAACGUUUGGAAAAUCAAAGGGCGAAUUCCAAAUGAAGUUGGGAACCUAAGCAGAUUUCUUUCUAGAAACUACUUGGUUGGAUCGAUUCCCAAAUUAAUUGGAAACUUCAGAAACCUGCAGGGCUUGUUCUUGAGUAACAACAAACUUACAGGAUCUAUUGGUGAUAAUCUAUGUAAAUUGCAGUUCUUGGAUGUCAUUGACUUGACUCAAAAUAAAUUUUCAGGUUCUCUUCCUUAUUAUUUAGGAAAGAUUACUUCCCUUAGAGAGAUACGUAUGGGUUUGAAUAAAUUGAGUACCAAUAUACCAUCAAGCUUAGGGAACAUUCAAGAUCUAGUGGUUCUUGAAUUAUUGUCAAACAACAUGGUAGGUUCUUUACCUCUAGAAAUUGGAAAUCUAAAGGCUGCGAUACUGAUAGAUCUGUCAAUGAAUCAAUUUUCAAAUAGAAUUCCAAGAGAAAUUGCAGGAUUGCAGAAUCUGGCACACCUUUCUUUGAGACACAACAAGUUUCAAGGAACUAUACCUGACUCAAUGAGCAACAUGGUAGGUUUGGAAUUCCUAGACCUUUCUCACAAUAAUAUAUCUGGAAUCAUUCCCAAGUCUUUGGAGAAACUUAAAAACCUGAAGUAUUUCAAUAUUUCUUUCAACAAAUUGUAUGGUGAAAUACCCUCGGGAGAUCCUUUCAAGAACCUCUCGAGUCAGUUUUUCAUCAACAACGAAGCAUUUUGUGGUUCUUAAAGAUUUAGUGUCCCGCUAUGCCCCACUUCAUCAAAGAACGUAUCAAAUAGGAAAAAAUUGCUAGUUCUUUUUCUUUUGCUCGCAAUUGCAGUUGUAUUUGUUCCUAUGGCCUUUGUGCUCCUAUGGAUAAGGUUUAGAAGAGGUAAAAGUGCUCCUCAACAAGCUGAGUCAUUGUCUGCCGUAAGACGAGAAAAAAUUUCAUACUACGAACUGCUCCAAGCAACGGAUGACCUUAGUGAGAGUAAUCUGAUUGGUUUUGGAAGUUUUGGCUCUGUUUACAAAGGUGUCCUCAGAAGUGGAACUGCCAUUGCAGUGAAAGUGUUCAACCUGCAAUUGGAUGCGGCAUUCAAGAGUUUUGAUACGGAAUGUGAAGUUUUGCGUAGCCUUCGCCAUAGGAAUCUCGUAAAAGUCAUUACUAGUUGUUCCAAUCUUGAUUUUAAGGCUUUAGUUCGUGAUUAUAUGCCUAAUGGAAGUCUUGAGAAGUCUUUGUAUUCACACAACUACUUCCUCGACAUCAAGCACAGACUAAGCAGAAUGAUAGAUGUGGCAUGUGAUUUGGAAUAUCUUCACAAUGGGUGCUUGUUUCCUGUGAUUCACUGUGACGUGAAGCCUAGUAACGUCUUGCUGGAUGAAGAUAUGGUUGCCAACCUCAGCGACUUUGGCAUUUCAAAACUUCUUGGUGAAGAUCAGGGUGAUUUUUACUCUAAAACCUUAGCAACAUUCGGGUAUAUUGCACCGGGUACGUCUCUUUGUUUUGCUAAUUUUUUGAACAUUGAUUAUUCCUUUCUUUUUUUCCCACCUAGAAAGCAUAAUGAAUUAUUUGACUGUAGUGUGUGGACUGGAAGGACUAGUGUCAACAAAGUGUGACGUCUACAGUUAUGGGGUCAUGUUGCUGGAAAAGUUUUCUAGGAGAAAGCCUAAUGAGUUUGAGGGUGAUCUUAGCUUGAAACAAUGGGCGAGUUAUUCACUUCCAGAUGCUGUAAUGGAGGUCAUUGAUGCCAACUUGAUAACAUCAACUGGUAAUUGCUUAAAGAAGAAGCUAGAUGUUGUGGCAUCAAUCAUGAAAGUUGCAUUAGAUUGUUGUAACGAAUCUCCAACAAGGACCAACAUGAAAGACGUUGUAGGGAUGCUACAGAAGAUCAAGAUUCAACUUGUAGCAUGUUGAGGAUGUUGUUGGAAUCUGUUAGUUCCAAAUAAUUUGUUUGCUGCAAAUAUUUGAUUAGUUUUGGAUUCCUGUAAUAUUGCUUCUUUAUUUUUUGUUUUAGCACUUUAUUUGUGUAUGAUUCUGUCUUCAGAAAUUCUAGCUGGUUGAAUAAAUCUCACUAUUUCCUUUUAACAAAAACUAAAUUGAUCACCAAAAUCUUGAACUAGAAUGAAUUAUUUUUGUAAGUGUUAAAGGGAUAUUAACAUGUUGGAGUGUGACAUAUCCCAAUUUCUGCUUCCUCUCCCAUUGAUUUUGUCCCUCAGUGUCCAAAUUACCUAUAAAAUGUCUUUGGCACAUGAUUUACAGGGAGACUCUUCAUCUGGACUUUACAUCGUGCAGCCUUUUGACAGAACUUCAUACAAGCUGGGUCCGGUGAGGGUAGAGUGUAUGCAGACCUUAACCCUACCUUGGGAGGUUGAGAUGUUGAUUCCGAUAGAUCCUCGUCUCAAGGAAAAAUAAUAGAAAUUCAAUGCUUAAAAAAAUUUAACAGGUGCGAAAAACAAUUGCUGAAAUAAAAAGACCAUUUUAAAGAGAACUUUAAAAUACACCAAACAAAACACAUAUAGUGAAAAAAUCAGGAUACUGAAAAAAAAAUCUAGCUGAAGUGAACUGUCAUUGGUGGUACGACUUAGUUCUUUCUUUCUAGUCAAUUAUUUUCUUAUUCUGACAUUUUGAGAUGGAGGUCCGUUGUUAUCGAUCUUGUUACUUUUUGUAGUAGCUAAU
This is a messenger RNA of Capsicum annuum, 4541 nucleotides long. RefSeq names its product receptor kinase-like protein Xa21. Gene Ontology annotation, molecular function: protein binding; protein kinase activity; ATP binding. Bases 1457 to 2614 code for a protein of 385 amino acids. The record is from RefSeq and is a predicted model, not a curated record. NCBI's taxonomy places the organism in Eukaryota, Viridiplantae, Streptophyta, Magnoliopsida, Solanales, Solanaceae. Gene Ontology annotation, biological process: protein phosphorylation. The transcript has 2 exons.